Necator americanus (New World hookworm) is the source of this 1542-nucleotide messenger RNA. RefSeq lists its product as uncharacterized. The coding region runs from base 1 to 1542 and encodes 513 amino acids. The record is from RefSeq and is a predicted model, not a curated record. Lineage: Eukaryota; Metazoa; Nematoda; Chromadorea; Rhabditida; Ancylostomatidae. Gene Ontology annotation, cellular component: cytoplasm; nucleus. Gene Ontology annotation, molecular function: protein serine/threonine kinase activity; ATP binding. Gene Ontology annotation, biological process: peptidyl-serine phosphorylation; signal transduction. The transcript is spliced from 13 exons.
AUGCUCCCUAAGCUAUGUGAUAUCCUCUUACGCUUCAAGAUAGGAAAUGUGGCCAUCACCAGUGAUGUUGAGAAAGCAUUUCUACAAGUUAGGAUUCAUCCGCAGGAUAGGGACGCCACACGCUUUAUAUGGCUAAAGGAUCCGAGCCUACCAGUAGUCCCCGACAACAUGGUGAUAUAUCGCUCUACCCGUGUCACAUUUGGUCUUAUUUGCUCACCAUUUCUCCUCGCCGGCACAAUAAAGCACCAUUUGGAGAAUUACGCUACGAACAAAAACGUCGCCCGUGAAAUUAAACGCAACACACCAUUUUAUUUGCCUCCCCUGAUCGGUAACCAAAACUUUUUGCCAACAAGUCACACAGUCGCAGUUCUGUUAGAGAUGCAGCAACCAAGCACAAGUGUACAAGGAACAGGAAAGCAUCUAUCAGUAUCCCUAUCUGGAGAUGACCGGAAGAAUCGAGCGACAGAUAAAACAAAAAGCGACGAUAAAGGAGCGCAACCCCUUGAACCUCCAGCUCCGAGUCCUCCAAAACCAACGCAAACUGUAUCCCCUAUCAGACUACGCCACAAACGUCGUCCCAGUAAGACUAUACCUAUGAUUCCAUUUGGAACAAUUAUACAGGGCAAAUACGAGCUUCAAAAAGUUCUUGGGGCAGGCGGUUACGGGCAAAUCUUCAAAGCGUUCGAUUCUAACAAAAAUUUGCAUGUAGCAGUAAAGAUAAUGCCAAGAAAGCAUGAACCUCAAAGGAUGAUUCUAGAACAGCAAAUAUUGUAUCAGUUAAAGGGGAAACCAGAAUUUCCUCAACUUUAUGGCAGCGGAACAUUCGACGACUACAUGUUUAUAGUGAUGGAAUUACUCGGAAAAAGCUUGUCGGAAAUGAGAAAAAGGAAUGAAGGCAAAAAAUUCGACGCAAAUACUGCGUUAAGAGUCGGACUCAUGAUAACCGAUUCAUUGAAGAUCCUUCAUGAAAUGGGGUUUCUGCACAGGGAUGUAAAACCUGGUAAUAUGUGCAUUGGUGUAACACCGGCUACUGUAAAAAGGAUUUAUCUCCUCGAUUUCGGACUUGCCAGACAGUUCAGAGAAAAGGGGAGAAUAAGAAAACGAGAUCAUGUUGGAUUCAGGGGUACUCUUCGAUACGUGUCGUUGAAUGUUCAUGAGAGAAAAGAACAGUGCACCUGCGAUGACUUGAUAUCAAAUUUUUAUUCGAUGGUGGAAUUAGCAGAAGGCUAUCUGCCAUGGACUAGACUAAGAGAUGCUGAGGACAUCGCAAGGAGGAAAAGAAACAUCUCAUUUGAGGAAUUAUGCCCGUCCAGCGGUUUAUCCACGGAACUAUUGGAGUACUACACGUAUUGUUACGACAGUGUUGAAGAUCCGAAUCAACCUAAUUACGAUUACCUUAAGACUAUUAUCAAGAAGUCUCUGCCACCCAACUUUGACUUCAACGCUCCAAUGCCGUGGGAACUUAAGACAUUCGAUCCAAACACUUCCAUUAUAACCCAGGAAACUUUCCCAACGAAUGAGGCGAACAUUGCUACACGAUAG